Dentiscutata erythropus is the source of this 195-nucleotide messenger RNA. The record is from the annotation of a GenBank genome assembly. Lineage: Eukaryota; Fungi; Glomeromycota; Glomeromycetes; Diversisporales; Gigasporaceae.
AUGGCCCAGACAUUAUUGAAGCACAUAUUAAUCGAUAAAGCCGAAGGUCUUAACGAAGCAAUCAAAGAAUUUAUUAGAAAGUACAAUUCAACAACUAAUUGCUCGAGAAAGCAGUCAAAUGAAAUAAACAGGAUUCAAACAAAACUUAAGUGUGAUAAAAUCAAUCUAAUUAAAGAAAUUACUUAUCUGGAAUAA